Epinephelus lanceolatus (giant grouper) is the source of this 1994-nucleotide messenger RNA. The record is from RefSeq and is a predicted model, not a curated record. NCBI's taxonomy places the organism in Eukaryota, Metazoa, Chordata, Actinopteri, Perciformes, Serranidae.
AGCUGUUGCGAGGCGCAUCGUCGUGUCCUGAGCGUUAGCCUCGAGACUGUUAGCUGUCUGCUGCUUUCUGAUGAACCCGCUGGAAUAUCGAAGGAAGGAAGAAGAUAACGGCUUCACUUCGACAGCAGGAGCCAGCCUCAGAGAAAGACAGGGCUCGAUAGAUAAAGACAGCCACACAGAAACAACAGGCUAACCUCACGUCCAACACUAUGCGCAUCUGACACACAACUGAGGGCCGGGCGGGCUUUGCUGCAGCUGAGGAUGAUGAAUGGUCUCGUGCGCUAGAGCUAGAUGGUGUGGGAAUGAUGGACCUCCCUAAUGGCCAAUCAAGCAUCACCACCAAUGCUGCAACAGUCUCUGAGAAGAGCAGCAGCUCAGAGUCUCUCAGCGAUAAGGGUUCUUCGGACCUGAAGAAGAGUUUUGACGCUGUUGUUUUCGAUGUGCUGAAGGUCACUCCUGAAGAAUAUGCAGGCCAGAUUACGCUCAUGGAUGCUCCUGUGUUCAAAGCCAUCCAGCCAGAGGAGCUGUCAAGCUGCGGCUGGAACAAGAAGGAGAAGCACAGCUCUGCUCCAAAUGUUGUGGCCUUCACUCGCAGGUUCAACCAGACGAGUUUCUGGGUGGUACGAGAGAUCCUCCAUGCACAGACGUUGAAGAUCAGAGCUGAAGUGCUGAGUCUGUACAUUCGCACUGCCAAGAAACUGUGCGACAUGAACAACCUCCAUGCGGUCAUGGCUGUGGUGUCAGCGUUACAAAGUGCCCCCAUCUUCAGGCUUACCAAAACAUGGGCGUUACUGAGUCGAAAGGACAAGGCAACGUUUGAUCGGCUCGACUACCUGAUGUCCAAGGAGGACAACUAUAAACGUCUGAGAGACUUCAUCAGCAGCCAGAGCAUGGUCUCUUGUAUACCAUACCUAGGGAUGUACCUGUCUGACCUGACAUAUAUAGACUCGGCCUACCCCUCCACGGGCAGCAUACUGGAGAACGAACAGAGAUCAAACCUGAUGAACAACAUUCUCAGAAUCAUAUCGGACCUGCAGAGAUCAUGUACCUACGACGUCCCAGUGUUGCCUCAUGUGCAGAAGUAUCUCAACUCAGUCAGAUACAUUGAGGAGCUGCAGAAGUUUGUGGAGGAUGACAAUUACAAGUUGUCACAGAAGAUUGAGCCAGGCACCAGCACACCGCGAGCAAACGCCUCCAAAGAGGAUCUUGUCGGCCAGGAAGCGUCAGCAUCUCCUCUCUGCGGCCGUAAAUGUACGGUAGCAGCUGAAGGAACCAAAAUCCCGGCCACGCCGCCCUCCCCCAGGAACCUGCUGCCCUACGGCCACAGGAAGUGCCACAGCCUGGGCUACAAUAGUUUUAUCCAUAAGAUGAACACAGUAGAGUUUAAAAGUGCUACGUUCCCCAACGCUGGUUCUCGCCACCUGUUGGACGACAGUGUGAUGGAGAGCCACAGUCCCACCAGGGGACAAGCUGAGAGCUCAACUCUGUCCAGCGGUAUUUCACUUGGGAGCAGCGAGGGCUCUGAGCUCAGUGAAGAGGUGUCUUGGCCUGCUUUUGAGAGGACUCGGUUCUAUCACUCUCUGGGCCCAGUGACCCGCGUGGCCCGCAUCCCCUACAGAGGAGUCCUGAGGCCCAGCAGCUCAGCGGAGUCAGAGGAGCUCGCAGUUCACUUGUAUCCUGGAGCAGUCACAGUGCAGGGGGUGCUGAGACGGAAGACCGUGCUCAAGGAGGGCAAGAAACCAACAGUGGCGUCAUGGACCAAAUACUGGGUCGCUCUCUGCGGAACCCAGCUUUACUACUACCCUGCCAAGUCCCUGAAGGCCACUGAGAGAAAACAUUUCAAGUCGACGUCCAGUAAGAGUGUGUGCGUGGUGGGUCUAAUGGCCAUGAUGGCUGACGACCCCGAGCAUCCCGACGUCUUCUUGCUGACGGACUCCGAGCACGGUGAGACACACAAGCGCACUCACCCACAAGGAAAAGCUAAGCGGACAUGA